Molecule: messenger RNA, 3854 nt
Organism: Scomber scombrus (Atlantic mackerel)
Lineage: Eukaryota; Metazoa; Chordata; Actinopteri; Scombriformes; Scombridae
Gene: kdsr
Product: 3-ketodihydrosphingosine reductase
Exons: 10
Coding region: 212-1291 (359 amino acids)
Biological process (GO): sphingolipid biosynthetic process
Cellular component (GO): endoplasmic reticulum membrane
Molecular function (GO): 3-dehydrosphinganine reductase activity
Source: RefSeq, a predicted model, not a curated record
UGUCCUGGGGAGCCAAGGUCCACCGCAUAACUUUAACCUGGCCUUUACACCUCUUUGACUCACUGCCAAACCCUGGAACAACUCCUCCUCCGAGGUCUGCGUUUCACAACCCCCUAUUCCAGGGUCGCCGCCUCCCUCGUAGCUCCGUUAUUGGACCCCAGAAGCUGGCCUGCUAGUUAGCAAACAAGCUAACGACUGCCAGAUUUCACCCAUGUCCUCUGAAGAAGCGCUGAGCUCAACGAUCACGGAUUGGCUUUUCAUCAAUUCCUGGUGGCUUCUCCUGCCAUUCAUCAUGCUUCUUGUAGUUGCUGCCUUCAUUGUUGCCUUCGUGUUGUUGUUAUACAUGAUAUCGCCUCUUAUUAGUCCCAAACCUCUUAAAUUGAACGGGGCCCACGUCGUGGUGACAGGAGGAUCAAGUGGGAUUGGGAAAUGCAUCGCAAUUGAGUGCUACAGACAAGGAGCUUUCAUUACUUUGGUGGCUCGAGAUGAGGCUAAAUUGCUUCAAGCAAAGAAAGAGCUGGAGAAAUACGCCAUCAAUGACAAGCAGGUGGUGCUCUGCAUAUCAGUGGAUGUUUCCAGUGAUUAUAGCCAGGUGGAAAGUGUAAUAAAACAGGCUCAAGAGAAGUUGGGUCCUGUUGAUAUGCUUGUGAACUGCGCUGGCACAUCCUUUUCUGGAAAGUUUGAGGAAAUGGAGGUAGACCGUUUUAAACGUAUGAUGGAAGUGAACUACCUGGGCAGCGUUUACCCGACACGGGCUGUCAUAACCACCAUGAAGGAGCGAAGAAUGGGCCGAAUCAUGUUCGUUUCCUCCCAAGCAGGCCAGAUUGGCCUCUUUGGAUACACCGCCUACUCCCCAUCCAAGUUUGCUCUGCGUGGCUUAGCAGAGUCGCUGCAGAUGGAGAUGAAGCCAUACAAUAUCUAUGUGACUGUGGCCUACCCCCCUGACACAGACACCCCAGGACUGGCUGAGGAGAACAAAACAAAGCCUCUAGAAACCAAAUUAAUCUCUGAAACCUCUGGAGUUUGUCAACCAGACCAAGUGGCCAAAAUCAUAGUUCGGGAUGCAGUGCAAGGGAACUUUAACAGCUCUGUGGGUCCUGAUGGUUACAUGCUGUCAGCCCUCACCUGUGGAAUGUCACCUGUCACCUCCAUCACAGAAGGUCUUCAGCAGAUUGUUACUAUGGGAUUAUUUCGGACCAUUGCCCUAUUCUACCUGGGCAGUUUUGACAGCAUUGUACGCCGCUGCAUGAUUCAGAGGGAGCAGUCGAAAGCAGCUGACAAGAGGGAGUAACAAACAGCCUUACCUGCUUCACAGCCCAAUGCCCCUCCUCCUCUUCCUCUUCCUCCUUCACAACCUCCAUUCCAUCCCCUCCUCCAGCCUGUGCACAACCGUAGGUGGGGAAAAGACCAAGCUUUGAGUGUGUGUUUCUGAUUUUAACAGGUGGGAUGAAAAUAAAGUGGCAGAUGAUUACUCUUUGCUUGUCUAGUGACGCAACUCCUCCAUAGACGUUCACAGCCAUUUUCAUUUUUCUAUCCUCUCAGAGCAUUCCAGUGACUUUUCAGUUUAAUGUGUCCAUGCUUCUUUUUGUGGGAGCAGCCUUACUUUAGGGGAAUGAGGGCAGAAUAAAUAUCCCGCAGGCUUGUUUUAAAGUAGUUAAGCGACUGACAGAACAGAUCGCAGGCCUCUCUGCCUCCACUCGCACAGUGUUGUUGUUUUUUUACCCUCACAGAGAGGGAAAGCAGUAGAUAGCCUGUCUGACCGGUUAUGCCAAAUAUGGCUUGAAAUUCUCUCCCACCAGGGGCAAUAGUGAAAACCAGAAUGACAGCUCUCACUUUUUAUCAUUCUGCUGCAUGUAUCACGAAAACUAAGUCCACCUGUUUAAGAUAUUGACUGUUUUCUCCAAAUAAGCCCCUACAUCUCCACCACCUUGUACCACAAGUCUUUGCAGGCAAAGCACCCUCCUUUUUGACUGAAUAACUUCUGUGUUUGAAACCGGUUGUGACCCUCAGUGUUUUGUUUAUGCUGCGGGAUGUUUUGUUUUUGUGCUCUAUGCGUGAACUAAGCUUGAACAGUUCUCUUCAGAGUUAUAAGAGAGAGAGAGAGAGAGAGUGUGUGAUGUUUUUAAUUGAUUUUAAAAUUUAACUCGGGCAAAAACAUAAUUUCCAGAAAAUAUCCAAAAAUUGCAGACAGUGUUGGGGUGAGGACUUACGAGUGAACUGUGUGUGUGUUUGUGUAUUUGUUUGCUGUGACUGAGCCAACCCCUGAGGAGAGAAAAGCCACUCGAUUUUUAUUGUCUCGGGAAUAAACUCAUCAUAUUAUUUUCUCAUUAUCCCAGUUUAUUUAAGAAAGGAAAGCAGGUACUAUGGGUAGAAGCCAUGAAGUUAACAGAUGGAUAGAGGAAGAAGAAAAAAAACACCAGCACAGGUGAUUUGAUGUUUCACUUGUGAAUUUGACCAAGUUUAAUACACUUUUUCGUCCAUUCUUUCUUUAAAUGUGUUGAAAGGAUGUGUAUCAUUUUUACAUGCAGUUUUAUGUGUCAGUGCACAUGCUCAGCCACCCCAGUGAAGGUCCAAGUGGGAUCCAUAAUCAGCCGGGGUGAUCUGUGUCAGGUCAGGGCAAGACUCGCUGGUUCAAGUCAUUUCCCUGUAGGUCUAGUGAGGGCGCUAGAGAUUUGUUUUACAUAAAGGCCAAAAUAGUAGAGGGGCUUGCAUGGAAGAGUGAUCAUUGUCCCUCUGAUUUUGACCUGCUGUCACCUUGUCACUCACAGUUGGGACUUUGUCAUUCCCUAAAUGACACGAUCGAUUCCCUCCUGAUUUCUGUCAAGCCUUGAAAAAAUAAAAAGAUAGUAUUAACCAUAUGACCUUCUUCUUGUUUUACAAAUAGAGGGAGAGAAAGUACAAUGUCGACUCAAGUCGACGCAAGUCUUCCUUUGGUCCAUCACAAAUAGGGAGAAUGUACUUUAAUACAAAGCAUACAAAUCAGAACAUAGGAAUAUUAUUUUUUUGAAUACACUAAUAUUCGAAUGCCAAAAUGUGUUAAGACAAUUUCCUUAGAUGCAUUUAUUUGGGAUUAAUUUUGAUGUUGCUGCUUUGUUGAUCUUAGAGUUAGUUUGUUAAAGCUGUGGAGCGGUGUGGGGACCCAUUCUAAGCCUUAAGACGUGACUACUGAUAAAGCUAAUGCUACAAGAAUGGACCCGUCCACAGAUCAAUGUGGCUUAAACCCACAUGUGGUUUACCAUUUCAUUCAAUAUGACUUUUCAGUGUACAAUGCCAACUGUUAUGUUUUUUUGUGUUUUUUAUCAAUUCCAGUCUUUGUAUGACAAAAAGACGCCUUACUGAAACCUAAGAUAUGAAAGUGAGAAUGGAUGACUCCUGUUUGAUGAUGUUCUCAUUUGAUAUUGGUUGAAGGCACACUGUCCUGCACUUAAGAGCUUUUCAUAAUUGUACAUUUAUUGCUUUCAGAAGUUCUCUUUUAUCUUGAGGUAGCAGCACAUAGUUGAUAGAACAUGUAGCCCAUAAAAAAAGCAGUUUUGUUUUAACACCUUUAAGCUAUGCAAAUGAAGCCUAUGCUUACAAUAUGUUUGAAUAUACAGUCAGGAUUUGAGUUCUGUAAGUCACGCUACUUUCCCCCAUUUAAUAGUGUCAUCAUCAUAUACUUCAUAUGAAAAUAUAAGUAUUGAACAUGGAAGUCAUAAUGCACUUGUUUUGUUUGAAUCUUUUUCUUGCUUUUUUUUUCUGCCAAAAAACUUAACACCUUCACCUUGUGUGCCAUUGAAAGAAAUUGUGAGAAGUGGAACGUUUCUUUGUCUUAUUUUCUUACAUGAUAAACUAAAUAAAUGCCUGUGAGAAAAAAU